Leishmania major strain Friedlin is the source of this 1263-nucleotide messenger RNA. RefSeq lists its product as hypothetical. Bases 1 to 1263 code for a protein of 420 amino acids. NCBI's taxonomy places the organism in Eukaryota, Euglenozoa, Kinetoplastea, Trypanosomatida, Trypanosomatidae. The transcript has a single exon. The record is from RefSeq and is a predicted model, not a curated record.
AUGCAGCUGGGUGGGCCAGCAGCGUCACACCACGUGGGUGGUGCUCGCCAUUGUCGUCUUGUCGUUCUGUCCGUUGCGGUGUUGCUUGUCGUGCUCUUCAGUCACGGUGUCGAGCACGCUCAAGGGUUCGCGUUCGUUCCGGUAGUCAACACCUUCGCAAGGCCCGAGGGAAGCGGCCACAAGAUUGAGAGCCGCUUCGUCUGUCAGGAGCGUGGCGGCUACAUUGCUGGUGAACCGACGGCCGCGGCGCACACCGCUGUCAUCGAGGCGGCGCGCGGUGCCGGUGCUGGCACGGAGUGGUACGCGUACCUUGGGGCCAGCACGGACGCCAGUCCGGCUAGCGAGUGUCCUCCACCCCUCACCGAGCAUAUCCCCGGCUCCGGCGCCGGCUCGUCCUUCAGCUGCUACUGGCGCUGGAACCAAGGCCGCUGGACCGAGACAGACGAUAACCCGGCGCUGCCGCUGCACAUCAGCAACGCCGGCGUUACUUUCUAUAUCGGCAACUACUUCGGGGAGCCGACGUCGCCGUCAGUGGAUGUGUACGGUGUGCAGGGCGGCUUCCCGUCAUGGUUCAAUGCCACCGCCCCCAAGAAGUCUCAGUUGCGGCCGAGCUCUAUGUUUGGCCGGGACCUCCUUGCUGUCGGAAACGGUGACACAUCCACGUGGUCCGACAACAAGGCCUCGGGCGGCUACACCUACGCCGGAUUCCUCUUUAGCAGCAUCUACAAUUCCAGCAGGUGGAAGGAAGAGUCGCAGAGGGCAAGCCAGGCGUUCUUCUGGGCUGUGUGCCAGACACAAGGUCCCAGCCGUGUGAUGUACGAGCUCAACGACACUUCGAGCAGCGUGCAGAACAACUGGUGGGCCAUCUUCUUCUCCGUGCUCAUGGUACUGUGCCUCGUCGUCUUCAUUGUGACGGCGUGCUGCCAGGACAACGAAGGCAUGGACGAGCCGCCGGAGGAUGCGCCGGAGUGGGCGCAGGAGGAGGCGAAUCAGGCCACGUGCACAAAGUCCUUUGUGUCUACACGCUCUUUCGUGCAGCAGUGCAGCCAACACGCCUCAGGCGACGACGACGAGGAUAUGGAAAACUGGGUGCAGGAGUUCGACACGAGGCAAGGCAGUAUGUGCGGCGCCAGCCACGGUGCGGCGAAUCAGAUGCCACCGAAUCAGUACCCCAACCCCUUCUCGAACCCCAGCAGCGCCGACACCGAAGGCGUCCACCGCUUGUGCCAUGGUGACAAGAAAACUACAGGCCAUUGGAUGUAA